GGGAGGGUGGGUUUUGGGAUACCGCGACGAGGCUGUCAUGCACAUUAUGCAGUAGCAUGGGAGCUGGCCAGUCUCUUGUAGAUAGUGGUGAUCAGUGCAGAGAGGGUACGGAGUAUAUGGCUUCAGCUAUGCGAUGUGUGUGUAUGUGUGUGUACACACACAGACACAGUAAUUAUUAUCUGCCUCUCUCACUGUAGAUCGGGAUAUCGUGGGCGAUGUAUCACAUCUCAGCAAGGGAUCACCAACCUUAUGCGAUAGAUGACGGUUCACCAAUCAUCUGAGUCACCAUCACCAACGAUAUGAAUCAUUCCAGUUUCAUCUUCAUACUCCAUAGUUAGUUUACCUGUCUUGUUGCCUGCUAGAUAUGUAACUCGUUAUCUCCAUCUCGUUGCCUAGGGAUAAAAGUGUUAUCAAUUGUUCCAGGUAUGUUCUUUACAGAGAAACAAUGCAGACAAGACAAUGGGUCAAUCAGUCACAGCCACCCUUUCCCAACUCCACCUCACUCCACCAUGCAUUCAUCAUUGUACGUAUGCAAUUGCCAUAGUUCCUGCAGUCCAGGGAAUGCAAUGCAGAUGGACGGGAGAGGAUGGGAGGCAGACGGGGGGUGGGUAGAGGGAAGGGAAGUCGUACAACUCACAUGCUGCAAUGUAUGUAUGUACUUUAUCUCCACUCUUCCGUGGCGGGCAGCAUCUGCAGCUGGAUACAGGACAGACAGGUUGGAAUUGAAGUUGUGUAUCGUCAUCGGCAUCGGCAUCCCACCUCUUCAGCUUUUGUCGGUGCACAGAUCGUCUGGAUUUCAUGCACGGUACUUGGUGAUGGGUCUGUCCCACUAUUCAGCUCUCGUAUUCACAGACACUGAUGUAUCGAUCUAUUUGACAUACCGUUUAUGUGAAGAAUAAAUGGCAUGAGAAGCAAGCGUCAGCCGGAGUAUAUCACUCCUGAAUUUUGAAUUGCUAUACAUAGUAGUCU
This is a messenger RNA of Aspergillus welwitschiae, 969 nucleotides long. RefSeq lists its product as uncharacterized. The record is from RefSeq and is a predicted model, not a curated record. Lineage: Eukaryota; Fungi; Ascomycota; Eurotiomycetes; Eurotiales; Aspergillaceae. The transcript has a single exon. Bases 426 to 899 code for a protein of 157 amino acids.